AAACUCCAAAAUAUAAACUGACAAGUCAAGCAGUAACCAACAAGCAAAAUGGAGGAAAAAUUGUGGGGAAAUGCUUGUAAAAGUGAAAAUAAUUGAAGUUUCUUAACUUUUGUGAAAUUCCUGACUGUGUGCCCUUUAAAGGAGUUGCAAUGGAGGCUUUUGCUGGACUUAUUUUUGGUCAUUUCUCAUUAUAUUAGAUCUUAUAGUUAUAAGUAGUCCCAAUUUAAUGAUUUUUGAUUUGUAUGUAUAUUUAUGAACUUGAGAAUAUCAUUUCGACAUUUCAUUUGGUUUGUUUUCGUUUAUUUUCGUCUUUGAUGUCCAUUUUAUAAGGUUAGAUUCGGUUUAGGUUAAUUUAGAUUACCAUAAUGAACAUACAAGUCUGCAGAGAUUCCUCAGACGCUACGGCUCUGUAUUUGCCGCAGCGUUUGUAUCUUAAAUCAUAUGCAAAGAUUAAUAUUUCUGUCCAGCUCCCCUCCCAAAAGGUACACGGCAAGUCGAUAUCAAACUGGGAACUUAUGGAAAAGUUGCGAAAGAUGAUCCUCCCUGACAAUUUCUCCGUUUUAAAAGUGUCAAAACAUAGUUCGGAAGUGAUAAGGUUUGACGCGGAACUGGAAAAUCGUGAUAAUCUCGAGAGAGUGUUAGCGAGACUCGAGGACCGCGUGAUUCAGCUAAAGGAGUACCCUGACCAACUUAAGGUCAGGGUCUGUGAGGCCAAGUCUGAGUUUCCUAGUCGCCAUGAUUGGGAUUCGUUCUUUCGAGAUACUACAGAAAUGGAUGAGAUGAAGCCUGGAGAGCGUCCAGACACCAUCCAUAUAUCUAAUCUACCCAUCCGGUGGUUUAUACACAGUAGAGACCAAGAUGAGGAUGCUCUGCCUUCAGAGAGCUUAGUAAAGAAGAUUUUUGAAAAGUUUGGUUCAGUACGACAAGUGGAUAUUCCGGUAUCUGAUCCAUACCGGAUGCAAAUGAAAGCAACAAUGAGGGGCAUUACUACUCCUCCACAGGAGGCUGCUUUGUACUUUGAGGUCUAUGUGCAAUUUAGUGAAUAUGUUGGCUUUGUUCGCUGCAUGGAUGCAUUAAGAGGCCGGAAGCUUCUACGGAAGCGUGAAGACAUAGCCGAGUGGUGUGGUAUUAAAGUGGAAUUUGAUAAAACUAAGCAUAUGACAGAUGCAGCUGUCAAGCGGAGAUCAAUAGUCCGUGAGAGGCUAGCCUCACGUCAGAAAGCUAAAGAAGAUGAGGAAAGGGCAGAGAAAGAAAGAAUAGCUAAAAGAGAGGUCAAAGAAAGGCAAAAGUAUGAGCGUUCAGAGAAAGAAAAACUAGAGAAAAUGAGAGAGAGAGAAGAGAGACGCAAGAAGAAACAGUUGGCCAAAUUGAUGCAGAGUGAUAACUUGGACUUGAAUAGUAAAGUUGCAGAGGAGCAGAGGAAACUUGUCAAAGCCCAGAAGAAGUUGCAGGCCAUCCGGCUGAUUGAAGAACUGUUUAAGAGAAUUGAGCUGCGACCAGAAUUACAGCGCAAUGGUAAUCGUGAGCAGCAUUACUUGCCGGGCGAGAGGAAUGCGCGCGCGCGUAUCAUAGACAAGUUCAAACGAGAACAACAAGAGCUGCUGGAGGAACAGAGACAAAACUACAAUAAUGCUUUGAAUGGUCGCAUAGUAAUUCGCUCAGUACUUGAAACAAAGAAGCCCAAACGGGAUUCGUCCAUAAGCUCUGCAUCAUCAGACGAGCGCGCCAGACGCAGUGAUAGGGACAACCACAAAAAGAUUAAAACUGAAAGACUGACUACACCUGAGAGAGAAAUGGAAUAUAAUAAGGCUACAGCCGCGAGUCUAUACAGUAUGCAGCCGUAUGGUUUCGGCUACCCGUUUGCCUGUCCCCCCGGCUACGCGUACCCGCCGCAAACGUCGAUGUACUACCCGGUCCGGGGGACGUACUACCCGCCGCCCACCGGCGAGUACCGCCGGCCGAGGGGCCGGGGCCGCGGCCGGGGCAGGAACCCCCGCAUGCCGUACUUCGAUGGACCCGAUGCCAAUCAUCAGUAUUACAGAUACUUCAAGAAGCUAACAGAGACCAACCCUCACAGCGAAUAUGAAGACAGAACGCGCGGUCGGUCGCGCGAGACUCGGUCGCGGUCGCGGUCACGGUCGCGGUCGCGGCGACGGUCGCAUUCGCGGUCGCGGUCGCGGCGUCGCUCGUACAGUCGCUCGCGGUCGCGCAGUCGCAGGUCUAGGAGCAGGAGUCGGCGGUCCAGGUCUAGGAGUCGAAGAUCUAGAUCCUACCAUUCACGAUCGCGUUCUCGGUCGCGAUCUCACCGUCGUUCCCGCUCCCGAUCUCGUCGCAGUCGCUCCAAAUCGACCUCCCGACACGACCAACACGACCGAUCUGACUCCAGAAAAGUUGUGUCGCCCAACCAGACUGAAACACGGCGUUCCCGCAGCUGGUCGCAAAAGAAAGAUGAUACAGUAGCUCCAGAAAGCCCUAGGGAUAAAUAAUAUUUAAUUUUAUACGCUAAAAUAUACUUACGUAAAUUAUAUACCUUUCUGUUAAGAA
This is a messenger RNA of Spodoptera exigua (beet armyworm), 2544 nucleotides long. The record is from the annotation of a GenBank genome assembly. Lineage: Eukaryota; Metazoa; Arthropoda; Insecta; Lepidoptera; Noctuidae.